Achroia grisella is the source of this 957-nucleotide messenger RNA. RefSeq lists its product as uncharacterized. Gene Ontology annotation, molecular function: nucleic acid binding. The record is from RefSeq and is a predicted model, not a curated record. The transcript has a single exon. Gene Ontology annotation, biological process: DNA integration. Bases 1 to 957 code for a protein of 318 amino acids. NCBI's taxonomy places the organism in Eukaryota, Metazoa, Arthropoda, Insecta, Lepidoptera, Pyralidae.
AUGGGACAACUGCCAUCUCCACGCGUGACACCAUGUCGGAAACCUUUUUUAUGUAGUGGAGUAGACUACGCCGGUCCCAUUAAUAUCAGGGUCUCUAAGGGCAGAGGUAACAAGUCUUACAAAGGUUACAUUGCACUCUUCAUAUGCAUGUCUACACGCGCUGUGCACUUGGAAGCAGUUAGUGAUUUGACAUCUAAAGGGUUUCUGGCUGCAUUUAAGAGAUUUGUUGCCAGACGUGGCCGUUGUUCUCAUUUGUAUAGCGACAACGGCACUAACUUUGUGGGCGCUGCGCGGGAGCUAAGCGACUUAUUCAAGGAGGAAAAAUCCAAAUUUAUACCAGAAUUGGCCCAAUCACUUGCAACCAACGGAACAGAGUGGCAUUUUAUCCCGCCUCGUGCUCCUAACUUUGGGGGGCUCUGGGAGGGGGGGAUAAAAUCUGUAAAAUACCAUUUAAGAAGAGUUGUUGGAAACUCGACGUUGACCUUUGAAGAGAUGAUAACAGUGCUGGCACAAAUUGAAGCGUGUCUUAAUUCGAGACCGUUAUCAUACGUGGCUGACCAAACCGAAGAAACAGUGUUAACACCAGCCCAUUUCCUAGUCGGUGAACCACUUGUUGUAGUACCCGAUUCAAAUUAUGAGGAUUCUGGUAUAACUACUCUUAGACGAUGGCAACUAUCACAGAGAAUGUUGCAAAUUUUUUGGCGUCUUUGGUCUCAGGAUUAUUUAAAUCAGUUUUUACAGCGACAUAAAUGGGCCCACCAAAUACCGGAACCAAACAUUGGUGAUAUAGUACUGGUAAAAGAAGACGAUUUGCCUCCAGGUAGGUGGUUAUUGGGAAAGGUAGAACAGAAGCACCCGGGUCCUGAUAAACUUACACGAGUAGUAACUUUGAGUACUAAAGAUUCAGUAAUCAAAAGGCCUACCUCUAAAUUAUGCGUGCUACCUAUAACUAAAUAA